Molecule: messenger RNA, 2574 nt
Organism: Aspergillus campestris IBT 28561
Lineage: Eukaryota; Fungi; Ascomycota; Eurotiomycetes; Eurotiales; Aspergillaceae
Product: DUF726 domain protein
Exons: 2
Source: RefSeq, a predicted model, not a curated record
CGACUCUACUCGUCGAAUGCAGAUUCGCAAGACUUCGAAGCAUUUUUGGCCAAGCCGACCUGGUCUACGCGUUCUCUGCUCCCCGAUAAAACCAGCCAAACAACCUCGCCGUCAGUCACCCCGGAACAACUCCGUCACCUAUUGCGUCUAUCAGCCUUGCCGCAGCCCUCCAGUAAAGAACAGGAAAAUAAGAUGCUGGAAGAUCUCGAAGACCAGAUCCAUUUUGUGAAGGAGAUCCAGCGCGUGGACGCGUCGAACGUAGAACCUUUGCAAAGUAUUCUGGAUGAAAGCCCCGAGGCCGUCAAGGAGAAGACCAUUGGACUGCAGCAGCUCAAGACGGCCAUGUCCAAGGAGCGAGUAGUUGGACGUCACAAGCGUAUCCAGCGCAUUGAGGGCGAACGCAAUGAACGACCUGACGGGGAUGCGUGGGACGGCAAUGCGCUCGGAUAUGCCUCACGGACGAAGGGCAAAUUCUUCGUCUUCGGGGCGGGCUCCGAGGGGUCUGCUCCGAAGAGGGACGAACAAGACCAGGACCUCACCACCAUCCUGGACCGUUCCCAAAGGGCCGAACUCACGAUUCUAGUGGCACAGAUUACCGCCAAUAUGCGACACGCAAUUGAACGGAAUUUCCAUCCGUCCAAGCCGGCAACACACGAUUCCGCUGGCCAACCCGCCGAUAAUCAGGACCAGAAAGAAAGCCACUUGCAGUCGUCUUCAUCAACCCUGGAGAAAGAAUGGCACGACAGCCGGCCAUCUUCUCAGGACCGCAAGUCUGAAUCUAGCGCGCUGUCCGGCUUCGAUGCCUGGAGAGACUCCGUUCUCCUUCGGAUUGGUCAGGUUGUCAACAAACACGACGAGGAUGAAACGAAAGCUGAGGAUCCGAUCGGGAACGAGGAGGACGAGCAGCCGUUGAAGGGGGCCGCCGAAGAUGAGCGCUCCUUAAGUCGAUUACGCAGUGUAUACCCUCCGGUCGACACCCCGCUCUCCCAUCUCCCGGAAGCCAAAAGGCUUCUGAUCCUUCACGCACUGCUUCUGCUCCUGCUCAGUUUGGAACACUACGAUGCCAGAUCGCGUGUUUUGAUGCUCAACGUCUCGUCAAGUUUGGGACUUUGCAUUCGAAUCUUGAACGGCGACGAAGUCAAGGUUGCCCGGGGCUUACUGGACAACGCGCUCGCGCUCUCAGGAAACCCCGAGGCGGCGGAAGCUAGCAAAAAAGGCGACUCGUCCCGAAAAUGGAAGGUUGGCAUUGCGUCUGUCACAGGAGCCGUCUUGAUCGGGGUUACGGGUGGUCUUGCUGCACCCCUGGUGGCGGCUGGCUUGGGAACGGUGAUGGGAGGGUUAGGUUUAGGCGCGACGGCCGCCGCCGGAUAUCUCGGCGCUCUGGCGGGCAGCGGGGUGAUUGUGGGAGGCCUCUUCGGGGCGUAUGGGGGCCGCAUGACGGGAAAGAUGAUCGACCAGUACGCGCGUGAAGUUAACGAUUUUGCGUUUAUCCCUAUCCGGGGAUCGUCCGCGCGGCCAAAAGACGACAAGGAAGCGGCGCAAGAGGAUCAUCGUCUGCGGGUGACAAUCGGCAUCACGGGCUGGGUGACUGGCCAAGACGAUUUUGUCGUUCCGUGGCGCGUUGUGGGCUCGGACUCGGAGAUGUUCGCGCUGCGCUGGGAAAUGGAACCCUUGAUGAGACUAGGCAACGCCAUGGACCUGCUCGUCACCAGCGCGGCAUGGACAGCGGGAGAGCAAAUCGCCGCCAAAACCGUCUUCGCAGGUCUCCUGAGCGCCGUGGCCCUCCCGCUCACCCUUUUGAAGGUCACCAAAGUGGUCGACAACCCCUUCAGCGUCGCUAAGUCUCGUGCCGACAAGGCGGGCGAAGUCCUCGCCGACGCACUGAUUCACGAAGUGCAAGGCAAACGCUCCGUCAACUUGAUGGGAUAUUCCCUUGGAUCCCGCGUCAUCUACUCCUGCCUGCAAAGCCUCGCCCGGCGCGGCGCAUACGGCAUCGUGGAGACAGCCGUGCUGAUGGGGUCUCCCAUCCCGUCAGACACAGAAGACUGGCGUCGUCUGCGCGGGGUCGUCAACGGCCGACUGGUGAACGUGUACUCCGAAAAUGACAGCGUGCUGGCAUUGCUGUACCGGACCAGCAGUCUGCAGAUGGGCGUCGCCGGGCUCCAGCCGGUAGAAGACGUACCGGGCGUGGAGAAUUUCGACGUGAGCAAGAUGAUCAGCGGCCACCUGCGGUACCAGUUCCUGGUCGGACGUAUCCUCAACCAAGUCGGGCUGCAGAGCAUCGACGUGCAAGAAAUCCAGCAGCAGGAGGCCGCCCUGCGGGCCAAGUCCCGCCGCCAGGAAGCAGAGCGCAUCCAGAACGAGCGUCUGGCGGGUGUCGACCCCGACAAGCACCAGGUGGACGAGAGCGCGGCGGCCGACGAGGAGACUCGCCUCCAGAGACAGUUGGAGCGUCGCACGCAGGAACACCUGCCGGCCCGUCCACGGAGACGGUCUACGUCUAGUGAGGGUGAGCGGCCGGCUUUGCCUGAACGACCGGCUGUUCCUCGACGGCCGGUGCCUCAAUCGAGUUCU